Harmonia axyridis is the source of this 1416-nucleotide messenger RNA. RefSeq lists its product as uncharacterized. Bases 1 to 1416 code for a protein of 471 amino acids. The transcript is spliced from 3 exons. The record is from RefSeq and is a predicted model, not a curated record. Lineage: Eukaryota; Metazoa; Arthropoda; Insecta; Coleoptera; Coccinellidae.
AUGACAUGUGACAAACUGAAACAAAAAGCAAAAUCAUUAGGUAAUCGCUUACAACGCUACAACGAAAGAGUCAAAAGAUACAAAAACAAUCAACUAUAUUAUAAAAACCCAAAAGAAUUCUUCAGAUCGCUCGAAAACAGUAUAGUAGCGGAAGAAGAUCCACCAUCUCCUGAAAACAUGCAUAGGACCUGGAAGGAAAUCUGGGAAUCUGAGGAAGAGCAUGAUGAAACCGCUUUUUGGAUCCGAGAUGCUGAACGAGAAGCGGAAAAAUACACCAUGGAGGAAGUGAGAAUCACAGAGGAGGACGUGAAAGCAAUUCUGAAGAAGUCGAACAACUGGUCUGCCCCAGGACCCGACGGAGUACACAACUACUGGUGGAAGUACUUCGACUGUACCCACAAAAUCCUAGCGGAAACAUUCCAGAGAGCGCUCUUAAACCCAUCCAACUUACCAGAGUUCCUCACUUCUGGCAUAACUCACAUGCUACCGAAAGGAAAGGACAGCGGUGAUCCGAAAAACUUCCGGCCAAUAACAUGCCUGUCAACCUUAUAUAAAAUACUUACCGGUGUAAUAACACUCAACAUCUCGAGGCACAUAGGAAAGAAUAAUAUAUUGGCCAGGGAGCAGAAUGGAUGCCGCAAGGACACAAGAGGUUGUAAAGAGCUACUCAUCAUGGACUCACUAAUCACGAAACAGGCAAAAAAGAAGCAGAGGAAUAUAUCCGUAGCAUGGGUUGACUACAAAAAAGCUUUCGACUCAAUACUGCACUCCUGGCUACUGAAGACCCUGCAGCUGUACGGAGUAUCGAAGGCCGUAAUCAACCUACUCAAAUGUCUCAUGAGUUCAUGGCGCACAAGACUACAUGUGAACAUCAGAGACCACACUUAUACAACACCAGAACUCUACUUUGAUGACCUCAAACUAUACGCCGGUAGUGAAGACCAACUCAAGAGGCAGCUCAAGGUAGUGGCAUCUUUCACAGAGACAAUCAGGAUGCAGAUGGGACUUGACAAGUGUGCUGUGGUGAACGUGAAAAGGGGGAGAAUCACAGAAGGGGAAGGAAUGUUGGUAAAAGAUGACAUAGAACUCCAAAGGCUCGGCCCAGAAGGAAGAUAUAAAUAUCUUGGCAUAAAACAAGGUCUGGAAAUAAAUUCUGCAGAAACCAAAACCACAUUCAGAACAACAUUCAUAAGCAGAAUAAACAAAAUAUUACAAAGCAAACUGAAUGCCAAAGCAAUGGUUACAUCAAUGAACACCUGGGCGAUGCCUUACCUUUCAUAUUCAUUCGGAGUAGUCAAAUGGUUCACCUCAGACCUGAAAGCCAUUGACAUACAGUCAACAGACUUUAUAUACCUAGGAAGAAUGGAGGAAGAGGCUUGCAGAGCGUCGAAGCAGUGCACCACAGAGCUGUCAUGA